This is a messenger RNA of Fundulus heteroclitus (mummichog), 1578 nucleotides long. Its product is annotated as putative short-chain dehydrogenase/reductase family 42E member 2. Gene Ontology annotation, biological process: steroid biosynthetic process. The record is from RefSeq and is a predicted model, not a curated record. The transcript is spliced from 12 exons. Lineage: Eukaryota; Metazoa; Chordata; Actinopteri; Cyprinodontiformes; Fundulidae. Gene Ontology annotation, molecular function: 3-beta-hydroxy-Delta5-steroid dehydrogenase (NAD+) activity. Bases 165 to 1388 code for a protein of 407 amino acids.
UCCCGCUGCACGCUUCAUCCAGACAUUACGGAGGGAGAUCCUCCCAAAGCUGGCCCAAGGGUGGAGCUUUGGGAGGGCCCACGCAUGCGGCAGAGCUGGAAUUUCUUCAUAAGGCAGCUGGCAGGAACAGGUACCAAUGUAAGGCGAGGAGGAGCUCUGUAAGGAUGUCCAUGGACCUGUACAGCCCCAACAUGGGUGAGAAUGGGGCCUCCAUGUGCCAGAUGAAGCAGCUACCCUGCCACGGCGUGCCGCUCCUUCGCCUGCAGGCUGGUGGGCACCACGCACACAGCCACUCAAACCUCCCUCACAAGCCGUGCUUGAGCGACCCAUCGCUGGUGGCGGCCUCUGGGACAACCCCUGCCCUCCGGCAGAGGGUCAGCGGUGCCACGGCAGGAACCUGCAACAGCCCCAGCUGUGCAGCUUGGAGACAUGGACAGGUGGGAACAGCAGCCUGGGACGGCCAGAAGGGGAAGGUGCUGGUGACAGGUGGAGCGGGAUAUUUUGGCUUCAGGCUGGGGAAGGAGCUGGCCAGCGAGGGGAUGACCGUGAUCCUCCUGGAUGUGAACAAGCCUCCCUGGGACAUUCCUGAGGGAGCGAUCUUCUUCCAGAGCGACAUUCGGACCUAUUCCUCCCUCCAUAAAGUGUGUGAAGGCGUGGACUGCAUUUUCCACACAGCAUCUUAUGGCAUGUCUGGGCCAGAGCAGCUCAGGAAGGAGCAGGUGGAGUCAGUCAACGUCGGAGGAACCAAGAAUGUCAUAAAGGUGUGUAUAGAGAGAGGCAUCCCCAGGCUGGUGUACACCAGCACCAUCAACGUGGUGUUCGCUGGCAAACCGAUCGUGGAUGGAGACGAGGCUUCGGUGCCAUAUUUGCCUGGCGAUUUGCACAUUGACCACUACUCCAGAACUAAAGCGGUGGCGGAGCGGAUGGUCCUCUCGGCCAACGGAUCCUCCGUGAAAGGCGGAGGGACACUGCAGACCUGCGUCCUGCGUCCCUGUGGCAUCUACGGACCAGAGGAGAGGAGACAUCUCCACAGAGUGAUGAUGAACGUGGAGCGGCGCCUGUUCAGCUUCAGGUUCGGAGACCCAGCAGCCAAGAUGAAUUGGGUCCAUGUGGAUAACCUGGUCCUGGCCCACAAGCUGGCAGCUGAGGCUCUCACAAAGAAGAAAAGCUGCGUCGCUAGCGGGCAGGCAUAUUUCAUCAAUGAUGGCAUUUCUGUCAAUCUCUUUGAGUGGCUGACACCUUUGUUUGAAAAACUGGGCUACAGCAGACCCUCAAUAAAUCUGCCGGUUUCACUCGUCUAUACAGCAGCUAUUCUGGUGGAGUAUUUACACGUGAUUCUGAGACCGGUGAUCAAAGUGCCUCUUCUCUUUACCAGGAGUGAGGAGUAAUAUUUCCUGUUUGGUGAUAUCUAAGGAGAUGACAUUCCAGUGUGGCUGACACAGCAGAAAUGCUUGUAAGGCUACAUUUUUUUAUAUUCUUUUUCUGGGUUUUGUGGCACUUUUGGCUCAUUUUUACACAGUAGGCUGACAAAAAAGUUUUUUUUUUUUUGAGAGAAAGGGGAAGACAUGCAGCAAAGGA